AGUGCAUAUCAGUAGUGAAAAGUAUUUUCAUUUUUAUUAACGAAUUACGGAGAUAACAUCGAUAAUGCAGCAAUCAGAUUUGAAAAAGUGCGCCCCGGAUGUCGAGCUUGAAGUAACCAUAGUGGAUAUUCUGGAUUAUGUGGGCGAAUCUGUGCGGCCGAUCAAAGAAGGUUAUGCUGUAUAUGCCGCAAAUCAUGUAAUCUGCAUCGGGUACCGCCAGCAAGAUGCAGUAAAUACGGAAGUCACUGGUUACGUGACUCAGACCUCGCAUCCUGGAUUGGCUCCACAUGAAGUGUUCUUGAAGCUGCAACAGGACAUUUCUAAAUGGACACUGAAAUGUUCUUGCAAAGCUGGAACAGCUAAAUGCAAGCAUAUUGUUGCAUGUUUGCUCCAUAUAGAGAAACACCCAAAACUCGAAUACCUUUCAUGUACAGACGUGAAACAAGCAUGGGGUAUGACCAAAUCGAGGAAACCGGUGCCUUGGAGGGCAAAGCGAAUCAAGGACCUAUGCUGCGUGACUCAACCAUAUGGCCUUCCUUGCUCUGUUUCAAACAGUCAAACCGAGGAGGAAAUUUUGUCCACGUCGUUCAACCGAAUUUUAUCAGGUAAAAACAAAUGUAGUAAAUUACUCAAAAUGUAUACUGAUAUCAUCUAAAUGUGUUUCAGUUUCGAAACAAUCAGCAAUCUUCAAACAUAUUGAAGGGCGUUUUUUGAACGAGCUCAAAACGUAUCCUAAUCGAGCCUUGCAGAAUUCAGUUGAAGGUGACGAAUUGAAUAUCUACAUCACUGAAGAAGAACUCACACGAUGCCUGAACCUGAACUUGUCCAAAAUUUAUGUUCAGGAUUGUAAUAUGAGUUCAUUCGAACAAUCGGAAUAUUAUAAAAAUUACGUUAAUGUUGAUAUCACUAAGGUAAUAAGAAUUGCAUUGGAAACACGUGACCAAUCAACCAAUGACUGGAAAAUUCACCGUACCAAGAGAAUUACGGCAAGUUCGGCUUACAAAUUAUUCACCUAUCUUAAAAAUAAAAACCCAGAUUGGGGUAAAAAAAUUGAGCAAUAUUGGGAUAUAAAAGGAAUAAAUGUUAAAGCCACUAAGUAUGGAAAGGACACCGAACAACUUGCAUAUGACUGCUACAAGAAAAAUCGUAAUCCUCUUGUGAAAAAAUGUGGCUUGGUGGUUCACCCCAAUGAGUGUUGGAUAGCUGGCUCUCCAGAUGGCGUCGACGUUUAUUCUCAGGUGCUGCUUGAAAUCAAAUGUCCAGGCAACGAAGAAAUGUCGUUAGCGGACCUCUUGGACUCUGCUGCUGUUAGACGAUAUAUCAAAAAUUCUACCACAUCAGAUAUUAAAUUGUCCGAGCAGCAUAUGUACUAUUGUCAAAUUCAGAUAAACAUGUGGAUAUUGAAUUGUAUUACAUGCGACUUCAUCAUAUAGGGUAGAUGUACCAGUUAUGGACAUAGUGGUUCCCUAUUUCGCCAUACGG
Messenger RNA from Aedes aegypti (yellow fever mosquito), 1482 nucleotides. RefSeq lists its product as uncharacterized. The transcript has 3 exons. Gene Ontology annotation, molecular function: zinc ion binding. The record is from RefSeq and is a predicted model, not a curated record. NCBI's taxonomy places the organism in Eukaryota, Metazoa, Arthropoda, Insecta, Diptera, Culicidae. The coding region runs from base 65 to 655 and encodes 196 amino acids.